UUUCUUCCAGGUGAUAUGUAUGAAAUCGGGGCCAAAGCCGGGAAGUACUAUUCAAUCAAUGUUCCCUUAAGGGAGGGCAUUGAUGACGAUACAUACUUCAACGUCUUCCGUGGCGUCAUCAACGAUGUUGUCACGUUCUACAGGCCCACGGCGAUUGUGCUUCAAUGUGGAGCUGACUCACUGGGUUGCGACCGUCUCGGUGUGUUCAACCUGUCCAUUCGUGGUCACGGUCGAUGUGUCAAAAUGGUGAAAGGUCUGGGUCUGCCCAUGUUGGUACUCGGUGGAGGGGGCUACACGGUACGCAAUGUGGCUCGGUGUUGGGCCUAUGAGACCGCUGUAUUGCUGGAUCAAGAGGAGCAAAUCUCAAACGAAUUGCCCUACUCCCCGUACAUUGAGUUUUUCAGUCCGGACUACACUCUGCAUCCGGAUUUGACCACUAAAUUGGACAACGCGAACACAAAACAGUAUAUCGAAGCACUUCGGACCACGGUACACGAUCAUCUGAAACAAUUGGUACAUGCUCCAAGCGUUCAGUUUGUCGACGUCCCACCCGACUACUUGGACACGUUCCGCUUGGAGUCGGAGGAAGAACGAGAAAAGCCAGAUGGACGCUUGUCGAAAGAAGAACAAGAUGGGGCCGCUACCGCUCGAACUCGCUAACUAUUAACAAUCCGAAACCCGACCAUACCAUUUGUACAUACGAAGUAAUCACUUAUAAAACGACAUAUCUUCUCCAAAAAA
Molecule: messenger RNA, 741 nt
Organism: Dicrocoelium dendriticum
Lineage: Eukaryota; Metazoa; Platyhelminthes; Trematoda; Plagiorchiida; Dicrocoeliidae
Source: the annotation of a GenBank genome assembly